Prosopis cineraria is the source of this 1374-nucleotide messenger RNA. RefSeq lists its product as uncharacterized. Bases 1 to 1374 code for a protein of 457 amino acids. The transcript is spliced from 7 exons. NCBI's taxonomy places the organism in Eukaryota, Viridiplantae, Streptophyta, Magnoliopsida, Fabales, Fabaceae. The record is from RefSeq and is a predicted model, not a curated record.
AUGUCGAUGAUGAUGAGUAGUUCUGAGGACAAGCUGUUGAAAAAAUAUACUUCGAUGGCAGAUUUUUUGAAGUUCAAGAGAGAAGGCGAUGCAAGGAUCGGAGAGUUGCAGACGGCCAUAGUGAGCUACCGGAAUAAGUCUCCGUUGUCGUCGGAUGAGGAAUCGAAUCGUUUGCUUCAGAUGGUGCAGGUCGAUUUAGUUUCAACAAUUCAUAUGGCUGAUAAAGAAUAUUAUCAAGCCCUCCAGAAAGAACUUGAAUCCUAUGACUGCGUACUUUAUGAAAUGGUAGCUCCCAAAAAAAGUAUAGAAAGUGGAGAAAACACAAACCCUGAAGCAAGGAAGCGAGCUUCCAGAAAAACAAGUUUUAUUAGGUUCAAGAUCAAUGAAUACAUCCAAUCCUGCAUAUCUGGAAUUCUCAAGCUUGACCACCAAAUGGCCUUUCUCAAUUACCAGGCUGCAAAUUGGUACCAUGCAGAUCUUGAUGAAGAAACCUUCACCUUACGUCAGCGUGAAAGAGGAGAAAACAUGUUUUCUCUUUCAAAAGAUGCGACUUAUCGAUACUUGAAGGCGAUGAUGUUGAAGCCAAAACAUGUAGGUCUUGUCCUUCCUUUGCCACUCGUUGGCCGUGAAACCUGUGAACUCGUACGUUCAACUGGUGGAAUUAUAGGCCAAGCGUUAGCAAAACCUGAAAUAGAGGCAUUAAAGAUUGAUUUUGCUUCAGCAAUCAAGGCCUUCAUUGCAAGGAAGCUAACCAAUAAGUUCCUUGCAAAGGUGAUCUCACAAUUAGACGAGAAAUCUGUUGUGGUUGGUGUUAGGAAUCAAAUUUCAUUAUGUUAUCUGAAGAAGGCAAUUAAUGAUGGACAUAAAAGGAUUGCCAUACUUUAUGGGGCUGGUCACAUGGCUGAUCUGGGGAAGAGAUUACGGUGGCAAUUAGGGUUCGAGCCAGUGGGUCAUCCACGGUGGAUUACGGCGUGGUCAAUAGAGAAAAAGGAGAUGAACAAUACAAGUUCUUCAUCGUGUCGAGUUCUAAAGACAAUGGCUCGAGUCUUGGGUUGGCGAUUGAAUCGUUGUCAGACUUUGACAUUGCUAAUGUUUUUGUUGGUUUUAAGGUUGGAUUUUUGGCUUUUGACUUCUUACGUAUUGGAUUCUCUUUUUCAUAGAUGGCAUCCCAAUAUAGAUCAUAACAGGCCUACGCUUCUGAACAUAGAGAAAAAUCAGAGUGGACCUACAAACGGUGGCUUGAGCCAGCUGUCUAUCGAGGUUACUCAGAGCCAGCCAACUAUAAAGGUUACUCAGAGCCAGCCAACUGCAGAGAUUGCUUAUAGUAGUGAUAGUGAUCCUAGUCAAAGCCAGUCAGUGAGGAGGGGUAGGUGA